AUGGAAAAGAAAAAAGCGUUCGACGCUCAAUUUGAUGACAAGAAGACGACUACUGCCAAGUCGCAAGCAAAUGGUGGUGAUGCGGAAGAAGAAGAUGAUCCAAUUACUUCUAUUGAAAAACUUAAAAAGAAACUUCGUGAAGAUGAUCCUCAAACCAUUUUGAACAAGACAGAAUUUGAAAACCUCUCUCGAGAACAACGUGAAGAGAUUGAGGGUAUGUCUCCAGGAACCUAUGUGAGAUUAGAAUUGGAAGGAUUUCCAUGUGAAUUUAUUGAAAAUGUCAAUUUUAAAAAUCCAAUUAUUGUUGGAGCCAUGCAUGCUGAAGAAUGUCGAAUGGGUCUAAUCAAGAUGAGACUCAAACGACACAGAUGGUAUCCUAAAACUCUCAAGAAUAGAGAUCCUCUAGUGUUUAGUAUUGGAUGGCGAAGAUUCCAGUCCAUUCCUACGUAUUGCAUGCAAGACGAUAAUGGCAGACAUCGACAAAUCAAAUAUACACCCGAGUACAUGCAUUGCAUUGCUGCCAUUUAUGGUCCUUUCAUUCCACAAAAUACAGGUGUUAUUGCAUUCCAAACACUGAGUGAGAAAGUGGAUACAUUUAGAGUGUCUGCCACAGGUUAUGUGAUGGAAAUGGAUCAAGACUUUUCCAUAGUUAAAAAGUUGAAAUUGGUUGGUUAUCCUAAAAUCAUUCACAAGAACACUUGUAUCAUUACAAAAAUGUUUAGUAGUGAGUUAGAAGUUGCCAAAUAUGAAGGUGCUGCUUUGAGAACAGUGAGUGGAUUGAGAGGUAGUGUGAAAAAGCCAUUCCGAGGUGAAAAAGCUUCACCUGGUGAUUUUAGAGCAACAUUUGAGGAUAAGCUUAUACGUGGAGAUAUUGUUUUUUUACGAUGUUGGUACGCGAUUGAAAUUGAACGCUUCUAUAACCCCGUAUUCAAUCAUCUCUCUAAGAAAUGGUAUGGAAUGAGAACUGUUUCUCAACUUCGUAAAUUGAAGCACCUUCCAGUACCUGUGAAAGACGACUCUCUUUACAAACCAAUUACUUCACGAUCUACUGCUGGACAUGAUGCUCACUUUAAUCCAAAACCAAAAUUACUCAAACAAUUACCAUUCACAGAGCAAAGAAAGAAGGUGGUUCAAGUCACGGGUUUAACCGAUGACUUGACUCAAUACAUUGCUGAGGAUGCACCAAUUCAUGAAUUAACCACUGCAUUGAUGAGUGAUAAAGAAGUAGAACGAGCAAAUAUGCUUCGUAAACUCAAAGCCAUCAACGCAGAGAGAGUGAAAAAGAAUCGAGUGCAAGAAAUGAAACUCAAGAUGAAACAAAUGAAAUAUCAAGUACAAGAAGAGAGAGCCAAGACCAGAGUCAGAAGAGAUAAUAUGAAAAGAAGGGCAGUGAUGAAAGAAAUUAGUAGAGUGAAGAAAGCCAAAUAUUAUGUCAAGGAAGGAGAAGAAGAAUAA
Molecule: messenger RNA, 1455 nt
Organism: Naegleria lovaniensis
Lineage: Eukaryota; Heterolobosea; Eutetramitea; Acrasida; Naegleriidae
Exons: 1
Coding region: 1-1455 (484 amino acids)
Biological process (GO): ribosome biogenesis; maturation of SSU-rRNA from tricistronic rRNA transcript (SSU-rRNA, 5.8S rRNA, LSU-rRNA); endonucleolytic cleavage of tricistronic rRNA transcript (SSU-rRNA, 5.8S rRNA, LSU-rRNA)
Cellular component (GO): 90S preribosome
Molecular function (GO): GTP binding; GTPase activity; U3 snoRNA binding
Source: RefSeq, a predicted model, not a curated record